Messenger RNA from Capsicum annuum, 8076 nucleotides. RefSeq names its product histone-lysine N-methyltransferase ATXR7. NCBI's taxonomy places the organism in Eukaryota, Viridiplantae, Streptophyta, Magnoliopsida, Solanales, Solanaceae. The record is from RefSeq and is a predicted model, not a curated record. The coding region runs from base 322 to 5427 and encodes 1701 amino acids. Gene Ontology annotation, cellular component: Set1C/COMPASS complex. The transcript is spliced from 24 exons. Gene Ontology annotation, molecular function: histone H3K4 methyltransferase activity; protein binding.
AUUAUAAGUAGAGUUAAGAACUUAAUAGUAUUGAAAAAGCUAUCAAACAAAAUUUGCUUUGCUUUUACUCUUGCCUCACUUCUUCCCUACCUCACCCACCCACCCUCAUUUCACUUCCUUUUCUCUAUUACCCCCAACCAAAAAUCAAACAAAUCUUUGUUUUUCCCUUAAAGGGUUUGCUUAUAUAUGCAAUUUUAACCAAUACCCACAAACAAAUUCUUGAUUUUCUAUAGGGUUGUUGCAGCUGUAUUUAGUGGAUUUUGUCGUUUUCCGUCAAACCCCAUCUCAGCAAAAGGUUUGGUGAUUUUUUUUUCCAAAGUUAUGGUGUCUUCUAUAUUUGGCCAUGUAUCCAGUGAAGCAGAGAUGGGUUAUACAUCAUUAUACUGUAGAAAGAGAUUAAAGUGUUUAGAUUCAUGGGGUUUUGUUGAAGAUGAAAGAGAUGUUGAUGUAGAAUCUUCAAUGGAGUUAACUACUGGUUGCUUGCAAAAUCUUGGUUCACCAUUGUGUGUGGAGUUGAGUUGCCAUUCUAAUGGGGAGAGUGAGAACGUCUCAGCGCCUCGUGAUGUUGGUGGCAGUUCAACGAGUGACAAGAGUACUGCAGUAUACCCACAUGCUUCGACUAGUAGCAAGAGUAUUGUGGUUUACCCACAAGCUUCGAUGAGUGACAAGAGUAUUGUGGUGUACCCACAAGCUUCAACGAGUGACAAGAGUAGUGUGGUGUACCCACAACCUGUACUUGCAGCUGGAUGGAUGUAUGUCAAUGAACAGGGUCAAAUGUGUGGUCCUUACAUUAAGGAACAGUUAUACGAGGGUCUGUCUACUGGUUUUUUACCAGAGGAACUCCAUGUUUAUCCCAUCUUAAACGGGACCAUUUCAAAUGGGGUGCCCUUAAAGUAUUUCAAUCAAUUCCCUGACCAUGUUGCGACUGGCUUUGCUUAUUUAAUGCUUUCGUCCUCUGAUGUGAAUGGACCGACUAAUAUGUACAUGGGAGUUACCAAAGAUUCAGGAAGAGAUGUAGUGGAGUUGCCAACAACAUCCCCCAACUUUGUCUCGGAGACUGAGCAUGGUACUCAUUCCUUGAAGCAGCAGACAGCGACUGCUGGCUUUGCCGGAGCUGCCCAUGGAACUCAUUCCUUGAACCAGCAGACAGUGACUGUUGGCUUUACCGGAGCAGUUGCUCCAUCUAUGUCUUCGGUUAACGAGGAGUCGUGUUGGCUCGUCGAAGAUCACGAAGGGAGGAAACAUGGGCCGCACUCUCUUGUGGAGCUUUAUUCAUGGUAUCAUUAUGGAUACAUUGUGGAUUCAGUGAUGAUACAUCAUGCUGAUAAUAAGUUUAGACCCUUUAGUUUGAAAUCAUUGAUUAGUAGUUGGACUACGGCUACCCCUGACGCUCCCUUCUCGUCUAAUCCUGAUGGACAUGAGACUGCAUCUUCACAAGAUUUUAUAUCCGAGAUUUCUCCAGAAGUAUGCUCCCAGCUUCAUACGGUCAUCAUGAAAACAGCCCGUAGGACUCUGCUUGAUGACAUUGUUAGCCAUGCAAUUUCAGAGUGCAUCUCUGAAAAGAAAGAUCUCAAGAGAGCCACUAAUCAAAAGAAAGUCACUUUUCAAAAGAAAGUCACUAAUCAAAAGAAAGUCACUUUUCAAAAGAAAGUCACUAAUCAGUCUGUCAAGAUGUCAUCUCUCGGUUCCAGAAUGUCUGCAGGUUCUGGUGGCAGUAAGGCUUUAGUUUCUCGAGAGAGCAGUGCAGAAGCUCCUAAUCCUCAUAACGAGAAAUUUCCUGCUGCUGAAAUCCAUUUGAAGUCUUCCGGAAGCUCAAAAUCAGUUGGUAGCUUUGAGAACUUUUGUGAUUCUUAUACAGUUGUUUGCAGGAAAUUAUUUGACUCUAGCAUGCAAAAUAUCUGGAAUACUGUCUUCUAUGACCAUGUGUCAGAGUAUUCAUCUGCAUGGAGGAAGAGGAAACGAUGGUCACCUCCUUGUCUGAUGGUUGAAUCGAGCAUUCAGGAGAAGUCAUAUGCUAAUUGCAUCACAAAGCUUUCUACUGAAGUAUUGCAAGUGGAGGAAGAUUCCUUUCCGCCAGGGUUUGAGCACAAGAAUGUGACAGUGGAUUUGCCUUCUGUUUCGUCAUCAAAAGAUUGCACCGUGGAGCUCUCUACAGAAGUUUUGCAAGUGAAGCAAGAACCAUUUGGCUGUGAUAUUGAUUUUCCCCCAGGGUUUGAGGAGAAGGAUCUGACAGUGGAUUUGGCUUCAGAUUCGUCAUUAAAAGAUUGCACCGCAGAGCUCUCUACUGAAGUUUUGCAAGUGGAGCAAGAAUCUUCCGACUGUGAUCUUGAUUUCCCCCCAGGGUUUGAGGAAAAGAAUAUGACAGUGGAUUUGCCUUCAGUUUCGUCAUCAAAAGAUUGCACAGCGGAGCUAUCUACUGAAGUUUUGCAAGUGGAGCAAGAAUCUUUCGGCUGUGAUCCUGAAUUUCCUCCAGGGUUCGAGGAGAAGAAUAUGACAGCGGAUUUGCCUUCAGUUUCAUCAUCUUUUAAUGAUGAAAAGGUGUUGCCUAGAUCCAUUCAUGCAACGAACCCUGAAGCUAAUGAUCGUAUGCAAUCGAUCCUUGAGAGUGUAUUGGAUGAACUCCACCUGUCUGCAAAGAUGUCCUUGGAAGAGUAUUUCACUAGCCUUCUGCAUGAAGAGGUGAUGGGAAAAGUUGGUUCCCUUAAAGAUGGCGCGACAAUCAAGGUUGCUGAAGACCCAAAUAUUUUGAAUGGUGGUGCAAGUCAAAAUGAUUCUUCUGACGCCAUUUCGGUGUCAGAAAACUUAGCUUGUCAACAGAUUCAGAAUACUUCGCAGCGCAAAAAAUCAUCACAGCGGAAGUCUAUUGAUACAUGUGUGAUUCCUGUUUCAGAUUGGUUUUCAAGGGCAUUUCAGAAGUCUGCUGAUUUUGACAAUGCCUCCGUUAAUGAAAUGACUAAUGAGCUGCAACCACCUGAAUGCGAACCUGUUCCCGUGCAAACUUCUAAAGUUCGGCUUGCUAGAUCUGAUGAUUCUAUUUUGAGAAUAAUAUGGUAUGCUACCCUGUCAAGUUGCCGGCAGAAGGUACAUGAGAAAGCACUGAGGGAGUUGAAAAGUUUUCUUAUUGAUGACUUAAUUAGAAACUUUUUGACAACUUUGUCUUCUGGGAGGAGAUGUAGUAAGCCAGAGGAUCCUCAGGUUACAAGAAUCAAAACAAAUGAUGAGACACGCUAUAAAUCUCCAGCAGCAGGGAAAUAUACAUAUCAUCGGAAGAAUGUCAAAAGAAAGUCGGACUCUUCAUCGCAGCCUCUCCCUGAUGGAUACAUUGGCUCCCAAAAGAGAUCGAGUAACAAGUCAAGGAAAAAAGAUUUCCUGGGAGAGGCAACAGAGAGCACUAAAGGUGACAAUGCAACUUCAAGUGAUAAGGAAAUUGGUCGCAGAGAGUUGUUCACUAAUGCCUCGUUAGUUGUUCCUCCGUUACCGGUUAUUAACUGUAAGACUAUCUUGGAGAAAUUUGCUUCUGUUGCCAAAGCGGGAAAAAGUAAUUCAAACCGCAAAAAACUGAAGGCCACUUUUGUCGCUGAGGUCUCCAGUGAGAAUGGAAAGGUUGAUGAAGACAUUGUCUUUAAAAAGAGAUCUAUUGACAAGAAGUCAAGGAAACAAGAUCUCUUAGGGGAGACAACGGGGAGCACUAAAGGUGACAAUGCAGCUUUAAAAGGCAAGGAAAUCGGGCCGAAAGAUUGUCGCAGAGUGUUGUUCACUAAUGCUUCUUUAGCGGUUCCUCCACCAUCUGUUUCUAAUUGUAAUUCUCUCGCAGGAAAAAAUGCAUCUGUUUCCAAAGUGAGCGGAAGUAGUACAAGCCACAAAAAACUUAAGGCUGCUUUUAUGGCUGAGGUCUCCAGUGAUAACAGAAAGGUAGAUGGAGAUGUUGGCUUGAAAAAGAGAUCUACUAACAAGUCAAGGAAACAAGAUCUCUUGGGGGAGGCAACAGAAAGCACUAAAGGUGACAAUGCAUCUUUAAAUGUCAAGGAAAUUGGGCCGAAAGAUUGUCGCAGAGAGAUGUCUUUAAUUGUUUCUCCAUCAUCAGUUAUUGAUUGUAACACUAUCUCAGAGAAAGAUGCAUCUGUUUCCCAAGAGAAAAGAAGUAAUGCAAGCCGCAAAAAACUGAAGGCUGCUUAUGUCUCUGAGGUCUCCAGUGAUAAUGCGAAGGUUGGUGGAGAUGUUGGCCUCAAAAAGAGAACUAUUAACAAGUCAAAGAAACAAGAUCUCUUAGGGGAGGCAACAGAGAGCAAAAAGGGUGAAAAUGCAGCUUUAAGUGUUAAGGAAAUUGGGCUGAAAGAUUCUCACAGAGAGUUGUUCACUAAUGCGUCUUUAGUUGUUCCUCCGUCGUCGGUUAUUAAUUCUAAGACCAUCUCAGAGAAAGUUGCAUCUGUUUCCCAAGGUAUUCCAGCAGGGAGAAAAAAUACAGGCCAGAGUAAACUGAAGGUUACUUUUGUUGCCGAGGACUCCAGUGGUAGUGGAAAGGUGGCUGAUGUUGUGAACAGUGAAUUGGGCACUCAAGAAAUGCAAGCGACCGCUUGUUCGAAAAAGACUCCUAAAUCAGCAGCUGAAUUACCCGAAUUGAAAAAGAGAAAACUAGAGGAUAAUCUGACAGCAUCUUGUUCAAGAAAAAUUCAAACACUAUCAAGUGGUGCUGGCAACCAAGUAGAGAAGAAGCAGAAGGGUAAAUCCCGGAUAGCAAAACAUUGUACACAAUCAGUUGGCUGUGCUCGAUCUUCGAUCAAUGGUUGGGAGUGGCGGAAAUGGUCAUUGAGGGCAAGUCCUGCCGAAAAGGCUCGUGUUAGGGGAACUAAGGUUGUUCGUAUUCAAUCUGUUAGUUCAGAUGCUAAUGGUUCUCAAAUGUUUAAGGGAAUUUCUGCAAGAACAAACAGGGUUAGGUUGCGCAACCUCAUUGCUGCUGCCGAGGGUGCUGAUCUCUUGAAAGCUACUCAAUUGAAAGCGAGGAAGAAGCGCCUUCGCUUCCAACAAAGUAAGAUACAUGACUGGGGUCUUGUUGCCCUUGAGCCUAUUGAUGCUGAAGACUUUGUCAUUGAAUAUGUUGGAGAGCUUAUACGUCGCCGUGUAUCUGACAUACGAGAGCACUAUUAUGAGAAGAUUGGAAUUGGUAGCAGUUACCUUUUCAGACUGGAUGAUGAUUAUGUGGUUGAUGCAACGAAACGUGGUGGUAUUGCCAGAUUCAUCAACCAUUCUUGUGAGCCUAAUUGCUAUCCAAAAGUUAUAAGUGUUGAGGGUGAGAAAAAGAUCUUCAUAUAUGCUAAGCGUCAUAUUGCAGCUGGUGAAGAGAUAACUUACAACUACAAGUUCCCUUUGGAGGAAAAGAAGAUUCCCUGUAACUGUGGUGCUAAGAGGUGUCGUGGCUCGAUGAAUUGAAAUGCAAAGGAGAUGCCAGAUCAGAUGUGUUCCGCCGCUAAUUCUGGGGUCCUUUCUUGACGUGUGGUUUCCAGGGUUAACCCUGCUGCAGUUUUGUAGAUAGAGAUUUCGUCACCGUGAGCAUCUAGUAAGCAAUGGGUUUGUCACUGCAACUCUCAGUCGGGCGAUACCAGAUGCAUACAUGUACUUCCGGGGGUUUACGCCUUGUAAAAAGGACGAUGAGUGUGUGCCCCUUGCCAUAUAUAUUCUUGUAGAUAUCACAGUUGCAGAUGAGUUCCUUCUCUUAAGAAUCAAAAUCGGUUGUUCUUUAUUUUGCAAUUUUACGGCACUCUUUAGGAAUUCUAUAUCGUGUACAGACUCUAUACGUUAUAAGUAUACGUUUUAACAUUUUUAAGUAUAUAAUAAAAUACCACAUUCAGUUUCAUGGAAUUCAUAGUGUACUGUUUAGUUUAUUUGGUGGUUAUGUUUAGAUCUCUCUUAUGACCUAUGUUGCUCGGACUCUUCAGAAAUGUCAGCGGGUACGUGUCGGAUUCGCCAAAAGUAGUGUGUUUUUGAAGAAUCCGACACGGGUGCGGCAUCAAAAGUGAAGAGUCCGUGCAACUUAGCUUAUGACUAAAGUUGUGUGAAAAUGCAAUAAAGUGUGCUUCUAAUGUUAUGUGAUUGGCUCUAGUUAUUUUCUUCAACAUUUAAAUCAAUGGGUCGUUUUGUUGUGUUAUUGUGGAAUAUGAUCUAUGUUGCUCGGACUUUCCAAAAAUGAUUGUCGCACCCAUGUCGGAUCCUCCUAGCUACACUACUUUUUUUGGAUAAUCCGACACGCAUGCACUCGUCAACAUUUUUUAAAGAUUCCGAGCAACACAAAAUUUUAUGUGUCCCUAGCAGCUAACAAUUGAACAUCUAAAAAUGUUCCAUAUUUGAGUCUUCAAAGAUAGCUCAGUAAAGUUUGGACACAACGUUUUUCGCUCGGACUUUUCAACAAGUGUGUGUCAAGAUUUUCCACAAAUAGUGCAUUUUCGGAGGAUCCGAUGGGUGGCGCUGUGGGUAUCCUCAAAAUUCUGCCUUGUUAUAUUUUGAAUGAUCCGUUUGCUAUGUUGCUUAGACCCUCGUAAAAUGCCUGCCGAAGCCACGGGUACGGUGACAUUUUUGGAGGCCCAAGCGAUGUGGAUAGAGUUAUAUAUUAGAACAUAGUUUAUUUUUUUGUUGUUAUUUUCAUUAGACAGGACGUGAUAUCAAUCCUAAAUUAUUAUUGAACGCAGGAACAAUCAAGGUAUUGCCAUGUCCAUUCAAAAUUGCUUGUGCUAGAUGACAAUGGGUGUGUGUCGCGUGACGCCGCCUUUCUGGUACGCGUUUUUUUUAUCCUCCAAUUAUCUAUUUGUUUCAGCUGCUAUCGUACUCUUGACAAACAAUCCUCCAAUUAUCUAUUUGUUUCAACUGCUAUCGUACUCUUGACAAACAAAACGCCAACAAAACUACAAUCGUAAUGUAUUGUCAUAGUUUAGGAUGGAGAGCAAUCGCAUACGUAGGUAGGUAGCUAAUGACCAAAAUACGGCUUAAAACUGAUCGAUGUAUCGCUAAUUGAGCUGAUAUAUAGUUUUAACCAUCUCUUUUAAUAGUAAUUUUGUAGUUAAAACCCAUCAAUAUUUUCACUGCCAAGUUAUGAUUCGUAAAAAAAGAUAGCUUUCUAUAUCCAGUAAACUUUUUAUUUCCAACGUCUUAUAUAACAUUUUUUUGAACUAAGUUAAAAAAGAGGUUUUGGUAUAUUACACAUUUUUGUAGUUUAAGAUUAUUGGAUUUGACGUAUUUUCAAAACUUUGUGCUUAGUGAGCAUAUGAUUGCCAUUUAAUUGGACCGGUUUGCCCUUCAAAUCGGCCGGUCUUUAGUUUUUGUCCUUAGCAGUCGAAUUUAUGUCUAGCGAGGCAUAAGUUUCGGGACAUCACCUAUGACAUAAUAUUAUGUUGUGAAAAUUAAAGACUAACACAAAAUAGGGGUAUGGUGGUCAGAGCAACUUCUGUAAAGGUACCUCGUAAGCAAAAGUUGAAAGAAAAAGCUCCAAGUCCACCGCGGCCGAGAGCACGAAGAAGGGCAGAAUUGGAAAUGUCUGUUAUUUGCUUCUACCAUUGGGCCGUUGUGUAUGGGCGGGCUGCAUUAUUUCACAAAUUUUGCUCAAAUGGCAAAUAUUACGCUUUUAGUGUUAAUAUAAUGCCAACUACGCCGCCUUGUAUUUAAGUGGAGAAGGAUAGAGGGGUAAAUCGGGUACCAUAAUAUGACGUGUUGGUGGCUACGGCUGGUCAAAAAACAACGGGAUAGUAGACUAACUUACCCGCGAAUACUAAGGUUAAUCUUGAGCCAUGUUUAGUAAAAGCCAUCGCCUUGGUCGUUUAAAGCAAGGGUUUAUCGCUUUAUGGCUGAAGUUGUGUGCUUAGAGUGAGCGCGCGAGCCCUUGAAAGUUGAAACCGAGUUGAAGGAGCCUUCGAAAGUUCAAACCAAGUUGAAGGAGUCUUCAUCGUUGUUUAUUUAUGUUUGGAAUUUGUUUUUACUAAUUUGUAAUUUGAUUAUGAUAGCAAAAGAAAAUGUAUGUAUAUUUGGUACUUAUAUUAGUUCUUGUAAAUUGUACAUUUCAUUCUAAUCUAAAGUUGUAUGUGUAUGUGUAAA